UAUGGUGAUCACAACCUUCUUUUUCUCCUGUAGGUUGUGGCCAUAGGAGGCUUGUAUUGGUGGUGGAUGACAGCUGUAAACAAGCUCCAGUGGCACUUUGAGGGGAAACUAAACGCUUAAAUCAAAAGAAGAGGAGCUCAAAAUGGUGAGGGGUAAAGCUAUGGCCCAAUGUGGGCUGGUUCUGCUGAGUUUGUGGCUGUGUAUCCAGUCGGUGCCUAUCAGUGUGGACAAGACCAAAGAAAAGCCUCAGGAGGAGGAGCUGGAGCCACCACAGAGUGCUGAGACUGGACUGCACUACGACCGCUACCUCAGGGAAGUCAUUGAGUACCUCGAGAAAGACCCCCACUUUAAAGAAAAGCUCAAAAAUGCCAACAUGGAUGACAUCAAGCAAGGCAAACUUUCCAAAGAGCUGGAUUUUGUCCACCACAAUUUUCGGACUAAGCUGGACGAGGUGAAGAGGGAGGAGAUGAACAGGCUGCGGAUGCUCAUCAAAGUCAAACAUGACGUCCAGGGGGGGAACGGCCGGAAAUUGGACCACCAGGCCCUGCUGAAACAGUUUGACCACCUCAACCACAUGAACCCCAACACUUUCGAGGUGGAGGACCUGGACCGCCUCAUCCAAUCGGCAACCAAAGACCUGGAGAACUUUGACAAGGAACGCCACGAUGAGUUCAAGAAAUACGAGAUGACGAAGGAGCACAAGAGGAGGGAACGUCUGAACUCCAUGAAUGAGGCGGAGCGCAAGACGGUGGAGCAGCACUACGAGGAGUUGAGGAAGAAACACGCCGACCAUCCUAGAGUCAACCACCCUGGCAGUGAAGACCAGCUGAAGGAGGUGUGGCAGGAGUCAGACGGUUUGGACCCAGACAACUUUGAUCCCAAGACCUUCUUCAAAAUGCACGACAGCAAUGGAGACGGCUUCUUCGAUGAGAGCGAGCUUGAAGCUCUCUUCACUAAAGAGCUGGAGAAGGUGUACAACCCCGAAAAUGAAGAAGACGACAUGGUUGAGAUGGAGGAAGAGAGGCUGCGAAUGAGAGAGCACGUUAUGAAUGAGGUGGACACCGAUAAAGACAGACUCGUGUCACUGGCCGAGUUCAUGGCUGCAACUAAGAAGGAGGAGUUCCUGGAAAAAGACGAGUGGGAGACUUUAGAACAAAACCCCCUUUACUCCGAGGACGAGCUGAAACAGUACGAGCAGCAUCUGGUCAACGAGGAGAAUGACAUCAACAAGAAGUCGGUGGAGCUGCAGAAACAGAGGGAGGAGCUGGAGAGGAAACAGGAAGAACUGAAUGCUCAGAAGUUUGGGCUACAGCAGGCAGUAGAGCAAAUGGAAAGGAUAAAAGCUGAGGCCAAACAGCCGGGCGCUGCUGUAGCUGGAGGUGAACCAGCACCAGUUGUACCAGGAAACAGUCAACCGCUGCCCCCUGCUCACCAGCAGCAAGACGUACCAGUGCCAGGACACUCUUAGCAGAAGUCACUACUCUGUGUGCUGUGUGGAUGAGAGUGAGUGUGCGUGUGUUUGCCUUGUAAUGAUUCAAAUUUUCCAUUUUUGUUCAGGAUUUUUAUGUGAAAACGCCACUUGACAAAAAAAAAAAUCUGCCUAAAUAUUAAGAGCACAUAAGAAAAUCUGAUUUCAGGCUUCAGAUUUGGUGCCAGUGGGCUGCAUAAAUCAGAAAUGUGGAGCUGGUCCAGUGUUCUUCGGGAACAAUCGGCCCUUUUGUUUUUGUCAUUUUGAUCCUUCAUCACAGCAAGGACUCUGUUCUCCAUGGGAAGUGUUUUGUAGUGAAACGUUGGGGGGCUUUUGGCCUGAAAAGUGAAUGUUUUGUUUAGUGCACACUGUAGUUUAUUGUCACUGAUAUUGUCUCUUAGAGGAAAUACUUUGAACAUUAUUUAUUUAUUUUGAUUAUUCCAUAAGAAUGAAUGUCAGAAACGUAACUGUAGAGUUGACGUGCUGCUGGCUAAAGAAUGAAGUGGUCCUAUUGACGUUUUUCACGUAGUAAUAUAUGAAUGAUAUAUUCUGCACAUUUACUGAGAAGAGCGUUAUUCUUUCUUUAGAAACUUCCAUUUCAACUUGUUAAUUUUCACACUGGUUUAAUUUUAAAAUGUGAUCAUGUACUGUAUAUGUAAACGUAAGCUAUCAGACUGUUUUAUAGAAGCUCUUUGGAGGACGCCAGACUGCAACGGUUACCCACAAUUCUCUGCAGCCAUCAUUUUGCCAACCCUUUUGCCGUGAAACUCUUCUCGACUCUGAACUUUUACAAAGUUUAUUCUUACAUAAAAUGCAUAUAUACUUUGGACCGGAUGAUUGAAGAAUAUAUUUACUUUACAGAUGAAGUUACAUAAUUAUAUAUUUAAAUCUUUUAAUUUAAUAUAACUGUGCUGAUGUUAGAGUGACGAUUGUAUGGAUUCUAUGUGUGUGUGCGUACAGUGAAUUUGUGUCAUUUUUUCAUGAUAGAAUAACGUUUAAUAUAUUUAUUCUCUACACACCACUGUAAAUGAAACCGCAGCAGGUUGAAUUUGGCAUCGUCUCUGUCAUAGGAGAUGAGAAACUUUGAUUAAACUCCAAAAAGGGUCAAAAUUGUGUUGAUUAUAGAUUAAUAAAACAGAUCAGCGAUAGAAUAAAUGACUGAAAGAUAUAAUCUUUUUGAUAUUAUGUCCGCCACCCAGGAAUUCAUGAAACUGUUGUACAAGGUUUGAAUGUGGACAAUAAAGUGAAUGAGCUCGCA
Molecule: messenger RNA, 2726 nt
Organism: Sebastes umbrosus (honeycomb rockfish)
Lineage: Eukaryota; Metazoa; Chordata; Actinopteri; Perciformes; Sebastidae
Product: nucleobindin-2-like
Exons: 13
Coding region: 143-1468 (441 amino acids)
Cellular component (GO): extracellular exosome; endoplasmic reticulum-Golgi intermediate compartment
Molecular function (GO): calcium ion binding
Source: RefSeq, a predicted model, not a curated record